UAGGGUUUGCUUGUCCAAGCGAAUUCUUCUGCGGCCGGUCCGAUUUUUCAAGAUAUACAAUGUUUGUUGGAUUGAAACUAUAGAUACAGUUGUAAGUAACAUAGAAAGUAGAAGAUAGAACAUCUGAUAAUCAAACCACCACAAUGGAUCAUUCAAACCACCACCACAAGCUACCUACAAUGCCAGCUGGCACCAUUUCUUCUCCGGCGAGUUUAGCCCACGACCACCACCGCCACCUCGUUCGCAGUCAACAGCGGAAGCAACUCCAUGCAUUCUGGGCCAACCAGCUUCGAGAAAUCAACCAAACCACCGAUUUCAAGAACCACAGCCUCCCGCUCGCUCGAAUAAAGAAGAUAAUGAAAGCCGACGAGGAUGUGAGAAUGAUUUCCGCAGAAGCUCCGGUUAUAUUCGCAAAGGCGUGCGAGAUGUUCAUAUUGGAACUGACUCUUCGAUCUUGGAUCAAUACAGACGAGAACAAGAGGAGGACUCUUCAGAAGAACGAUAUCGCAGCUGCUAUUUCGAGGACCGAUGUUUUCGACUUUUUGGUCGAUAUUAUUCCGCGAGAUGAGUUGAAGGAGGAGGGACUCGGUGUAACUGAGUCCGCUGCUGUUCCGUUUGUUGGAUUUGGUGCCGCUGAGGCUCCACCAUAGUACUAUGUAUCCUCACAAAAUCAUCCUAUCGAUGAACAGCAUCGGCAGGCUCUUCCUUUUGUGACGUGGCAGCCACAGGAGGAGCCACCUCAGCAGCAACCGAGCGACUCGUGAUGGAAUUGGAUGGUUUUGUGUUGUUCGUCAGUAGUAUUUAUAUAGUCUCUGUAGUAUAGAUAGAUUUUAAGGUAGUGUAUAAUAUAUAAGUUAUAUAGCCUUCUGAAUUCUAAUUUUUAAAGAAUUGCCCGACUCUCGAAAUCGAAAUGGCAGUCGUCUAUUUGUCGAAUUGUGAUUCGAGAAUAACUGCUGUCAACAAUCUACCGUAGUAAAAUCUUUGCCCAAAAUUUUCCUAUUUGUAUCCUAUAAUAAUAAAUAUGAAUUAUAAAUUAUCCCAGAAACAAUCCCAGGAUUGCAAGGGUACAUUAGUUUC
Messenger RNA from Erythranthe guttata (spotted monkey flower), 1077 nucleotides. The record is from RefSeq and is a predicted model, not a curated record. Lineage: Eukaryota; Viridiplantae; Streptophyta; Magnoliopsida; Lamiales; Phrymaceae.